AUGUUCCAACGACCAGCUUGUCUACAAGGCCGGCGCCAGCGCAAUGGCUCCAGUGAGGAUUGGUCUAAAUUUCCAGCCCGGCAAUUGUUUGUGUUAGCACUUGUCAGGAUAUGUGAACCAAUUGCGUUCAUGUCGAUUUUCCCGUACGUGUACCACAUGGUGGAAUCAUUCCAUGUGACCGACAAUGACCAAAAGAUCGCGCUUUACGCCGGCAUGAUCACUUCGGCCUUCACUUUCGCGGAAUUCUCAGCAGGCAUGUUCUGGGGUAAGAUGAGUGACCGGAUCGGCCGCAAGCCCGUGCUUAUCAUGGGAUUGAUUGGCACAGCACUAAGCAUGGUGGCAUUUGGAUUUGCGCCCAAUCUCGCAACGGCAAUGAUCGCGCGCGCCCUCGGCGGCUUGCUAAAUGGCAACAUUGGUGUUCUCCAAACUACCGUCGCCGAGAUUGUGACGGUCAAAGAGCACCAGCCGCGAGCAUAUUCGAUCAUGCCCUUCAUGUGGUGUUUGGGAUCAAUUAUUGGCCCGGCUAUGGGCGGUGCUUUGGCCCAACCUUGCGACAACUACCCGGGCCUGUUCCAACGUAACACGCUCUUCGACCGCUUCCCGUUCCUGCUGCCCAACCUGGUCUGUAUCGUUGUGCUGAUUUGCGGCAUCAUUGUUGGUUUCCUGUUUUUGGAGGAGACUCACCCGGAGAUAAAGCACCGCCGGGACUUCGGCCGUGAGUUGGGCCACUGGCUCAUCAGCAAGUGCUGGCGUUCUCGCGUGCAGCUUCCAGAUGAUUCCGACGUUGAGGAGACAAAGUACUUUGUUUACGGUGACGUGCCGCCUGAGUAUGAAAGUGCCGAAUCAUCUCCUUGCCUUCGCCCCGUGAGUGACGUCCGAUCCACGGAGUGCGACCUGGAGGGACAGAAGACCCCCGCACUCAAGACAUUCACCCGACAAGUCAUCAUCACCAUCAUCGCUUAUGGUAUUCUGGCAUACCACAGUGUGUCAUUUGAUCAAUUGAUGCCCGUCUUUCUGAGUACCCCCAAGUCGGACGACAGGGUUGUCCUUCCACUCCAAUUCACAGGUGGCUUGGGUCUUCCGACGAAGACGAUUGGUUUCAUGCUGGCCGUCCAGGGUGUCUACUCGAUGAUCGCCCAGCUCUGGCUAUUCCCAUUCGUCGUCAAGCACUUUGGCACUCUGCGCACCUUUCGCUUUGUCUUGCUGGCAUGGCCAGUCAUUUACCUGACUGUGCCCUAUCUCAUCCUCCUGCCGGUUAAACUCCAGAUGCCAGCCGUCUACGCCGCCCUCAUUAGCAAGAUUACUCUCCAUGUCAUCGCCUUCCCCGCUACUGCCAUCCUCCUGGCCAAUGCCGCCCCCAGCUCGAAGGUCUUGGGCACCAUCAAUGGGGCGGCGGCUUCUACCGCAAGCUUGAGCCGAGCCUUUGGCCCAACCAUCACCGGUUUGCUGCACUCCAAGGGUCUUGAGAGUGGGUACUCCGUGCUGGCAUGGUGGGCCUGCGGACUAGUCUGUCUCACCGGAGCCAUUCAGAGCUUCUGGAUGGAGGAGUCGAAUGAGCCAGAGCGCUUCAAAAAUCGGGAGCCUGAAGUCAGUGAGGCGGAGUUGAAGCAUGAGGCGAUGUCCGAAUGCUCUAUCGAGGAAGAACAGCGAUUGCUGUCCCUUCGCUCCAGCAUUGACCAGGAAUACGACAUCUCAAACCUAGACCUGAAUGCUAUUGACCUAUCUAUCUCCGACUCCGAAACAACGCCUGCUCGCUCAUAA
This is a messenger RNA of Penicillium odoratum, 1761 nucleotides long. Its product is annotated as MFS transporter. NCBI's taxonomy places the organism in Eukaryota, Fungi, Ascomycota, Eurotiomycetes, Eurotiales, Aspergillaceae. Bases 1 to 1761 code for a protein of 586 amino acids. Gene Ontology annotation, biological process: transmembrane transport. The transcript has 3 exons. The record is from RefSeq and is a predicted model, not a curated record. Gene Ontology annotation, molecular function: transmembrane transporter activity.